CCUAAAUCUAGCCAUUGAGAUUAAGUGAAUUGAAUCUAAUGACCCAUCUUGUUGGAGGGCUUCUUCGGUAAAGACCCACACGAUCCACUCCCUAACUGACGACGUAUUAUUAGGAGCUAAAUCAAUGGGCUCUUCCCUAUUCGAAACUUUCAUUCUUUUUGGUUUUUCUUCCUCGGCGCCUCUCCUAAGAACGGUUAAGGAUGAUCGGCGCCGUUCCUAUUCCCGUCGCCGCAGUCCCUCUCCCGUCUUCCACAGUCCCUCUCCGGCGCUGGAAGUUCUCUUCCGUCGCCGCAAUCCCUCUCCCGUCGCCGCAGUCCCCCUCCGGCGCCGCAAGUUCUCUCCCCGGCGCAGCGGGAGACGUUUCGGCAACUGGUUGUUUCGUUGUUGUGGGAUCGGCGAGAGUUAUUCAAAUCGUGUUGUAAACGUGUUGUAAUAGCGCGCUUUAUUGUAUAGACAUUGCAUGUUCUUCAAAUCGUAUUAAUCUGAGUUUUGUUUUCCGUGGAAUGGUAUUCUUGUCGUUUUUGUAUAUGUGCGAUUGUGAUAGUUUGUUUGGCAUGGAUUGGUAUAUGGUCGUUUGGUAUUGAAUACUAUUAGGUUGUUUGCAAAGGUAGUGGUCAAUUUUGGUAAUGAGCUAGGUUCUAGGUUGUUUGGAAUGGUAGGUUCUUCCCAUGCAUUGGUAGUAAUCUGCAGACCUGUGAAGUUUGGUGUGGAAUUGAAGUUUUUAGUUGAAAUGGUAGAUUUCAUGUUGUUUGGAAUGAUAGCUUCUUUUCAUGAAUUGGUAGUGAUCUGCAGAAUUGUGAUGUUUGGUGUGGAAUGAUAGUGUUUAGUUGGAAUGGUAGGUUUUUUUCUCGCAUUGGUAGUGACCUGCAUACUUGUGAUGUUUGGUGUGGAAUGGUAGUGUUCAGUUCCAGUAGUAGUGUGGUGUUCUAUGCAACAGUAGUAGUUUGUGUGGUAUGGUAGUGUUCAGUUCCAGUAGUAGUAGUGGUUACCUUUCCAUACAUCACUAACGUUGGUUAAUGUUGCUACCUUCCAUUUUUUUUGUUUUAAUAAUGGCAAGAACCAAGAACCCAAAUCGUGGGACUUCAAAGAGCAAGAAACAAUGAAUAACUACCAUUGCAGUAGGUCAUAUUACCACAAUCGAAACACUACCGUUACAGUAUCUGAUAACUACAGUGCGGUAACUACCAUUGCAAUUACUAAUCACUACCAUAGCAACUGAUUUAGCUCCUUGCUGAGGAAGAAAAACCUAGGGCAGCGUGCCCACUGCAAAAUUCUUAGGGUAGCCCAUUGAUUUAUUAGUUGAGGAUUAGAUAGCUGAGGAAGAAAAACCAAAAAGUUGAGGAAUAGUUGAGGAUUUAGCUCCAAUGGGCUCUCUAAUCCUCAACUACCAUUGCCAUUUCCCCCUAGGGCAGCGUGCCCAGUGCAAAAUUCUUUUCCUGCCGUAAUUUUUGGUAUAACAAACUCCUACGAUGAUUAAAACUCCAUAUAUUUAAUUUUGGUAAUUAUCUCUCCUCUCUCAUUAAUUACAUUAUUAAAAUGGUAGUUGAUAAUAACUAGGAUGCAAAAUAGCCCUAUUAUCCCUAGUAACCACCGUGCAUACUAAAACUUGGUAUCCACCAUAACUCCUCCCAGGGUUGAGUUGCACCUCUAUAGUCUACUCAACGGUAAUUUUUCUCUCAUGCUAUAUAUUGUGUGAUUGUGGAGAUGAAAAGAUAAUGUUAAACAAAUUAAUGCCUUAUUAACAACAUUGUCCGAUCCCUCCGAGCUUGAAACUUGCGCUUCAAACGGAAAAAUAAAAUGGCCAACGUUGAUGACGUCAGAGUUCAAGUUCUCUCCACAUCUCUAGUCCACGCCAACAACAAAACCACACCGCCUUCCGAGAGGAUUCCUCUCACGCCGUGCGACCUCCGCCUCCUUCUCGUCGGAACCAUCCAGAAGGGACUUCUCUUCCGCAAACCCACGGCGGCGGACACGUCGGCGGCUGCCGCAUUCGUCGACAACUUGAAAUCUUCCUUCUCCGCCGCCCUCGCCUCAUUCUACCCGUUCGCCGGCCGCCUCUCCGCCGACGAACACCCCGAAGACGGCACCGCCGCCGUCUACAUCGACAGCAACGACGCCGGAGCUCCGUUCGUCCACGCCUCCGCCGCCGGCGUCUCCGUCGCCGACAUCCUAGACCCCGUAUACAUCCCUCCCGUCCUCUGGUCCUUCUUCCCCCUAAACUGGCUCAGAAACCACCACGGCUUCGACCAUCCCUUGGCCGCCGUCCAGGUCACCGAGCUCUCCGACGGGAUAUUCGUCGGCUGGACGAUCAGUCACGCCGUCGCCGACGGCGCCACCAUUUGGAAUUUCGUCAAAUUAUGGUCCGCACUCUGCCGGCAGGGCGAUGACGACUCCUCGUCGAUGGCGGCGGCCUUCUCAAGAGACUGGUUUAUCGACGAGAAGCACCACCCCAUCAAGAUCCUCAUCACCAAAAUCAAACAACUCGAACAAGAAGACGAGGACAAAAUCGUCUUGAAGGAGCGGAUCCUACACUUCAGCCGCCGGAAACUCGACGAUUUAAAAUCACGCGCCAACGCCGAAGCAGCCGACAUCGUCGGCUUCCGCGGCAACAUAUCUUCUCUCCAGUCGCUAAUCUCUCACCUGUGGAGGGCGGUAAUUCGAAACAAGAACAUUUCAGAUCCAGAUUCGGAGGAGGAAGCCGUAUUUAUUGUCCAGGUGGGAUUGCGGUCGAGGUUUGUUCCUGAAGACUACUUCGGGAACGCGGUGAUUCCGUGGCCCAUAGUGGUUAAGUUGAAAGAGCUGUCAGGAGGACGCGAUAAGGGAUUGGGACGCGUGGCGGCGGAGGUGAACAAGGUGGUGGCGGGGCUGACGGUCGAGAAGCUGAAGGGAGCGGUGGAGUCGUGGAUCGAGAAUCCGAAAAUGCCGACGGUGAGAGGUUUUGUCGCCGGAGGGAUGGUGCUGAGCAGCUCGCCGAGGUUCGACGUCUACGGUAACGAUUUCGGGUGGGGGAAGCCCGUGGCGGUGAGGAGCGGUUCCGGGAACAAAUUCGACGGGAAGCUCACGGUGUAUCCCGGGGUUGAGAACGGGAGCGUCGACGUUGAGAUUUGUCUGUCGCCGGAGAUGGCGGCGCGUCUGGAAAGUGAUACGGAAUUUAUGGCUGCAUUGGAGUAAUUAGUUAAGUUAGACUUUUUUUUAAGGAUGCACGAGUAUGCAAAUUUAUGCCUGGUUGGUGAGAUUCAUCUAGCUAGUAUGGAUCGUACUGUACUGUAUUGUACAGUGACGAUCGUAUUUGAUUUGUACUUUUGACUAUCAAUUUGCAUUUAUGCUAGCUUUUCAAUAUAAUUGAUGAUAUGGGUGUACUAUGGUUCAUGAAAUCGUACCGGAGACCGUAUCGGAAAAGUCAGUGGUAGGGUAUUUUAUGGUAAAAUCGUAGUUUAAUUGUUAGUACCGUUAAAUACUUCCUAUCGAUUUAGCCUCCGAUAUUGUUAUUUCGUGGUUGAAUCGUCGAUACGGAACUCCAAUAAAGUAGCUGUUAAUUACAUGAUGUUGAGUCGUUUUGGUCAUGUUCAAUUUGGUCGCUUAGUUCAUGUUUUGAAUCAUUCAAAUAAAGUAGUUGGGUAACCCGAAGUUUGAGAAAAUCGGAUUGAGUCAGGCUUGAAUUUUGCAAAAUACAAAAUUUCAAGCAUUUCAGAUAAAAUCCUAACUCAUUAGAAGUUUUAUUAGGUCAACCUAAAUAGAUUAUACAGAUCGUGGUUGUUUAUAUUUUAGUGAUCAUACGGUAAACUCAAAUUUAUUGCAAACCGACAAUUUUAUUAAAAUGAACGUUGUGAAUCAUAAGUACAAUGAUCCAGCAUACAAUCUCGGCUUCCCACCAAUUAGGGGUGGCUAUACGGUCCGGUCCGGUUAAAUUAAACCAAAUUGAUCCGGUCCCAGUCCGGUCUUUUCGGGAAUAUAAGGACCAAAGGUUGGAUUGGAUACAUUCUGGUCUUGAUCCGGUCCGGUCUUGAACCGGUCCGGUCCCAAUUUGAUUUUGAUUUUAGAUUGAGCUUGUGGGAUUUGAGUGUUGGGGUCUCUUAUCUGGUCUUUAUUAGGGUUUUUUUACCUCAAAUCUAAGCCCGAAUAUGAGAUUGGAUUGUUUGCUAUUCGGUCCCAGUCCGGUCCUGGUCCGAGUUAUACGAUCCGGUUUCGAGUAAAACCAAACAAUCUUGGACCAAAUUGCCAGCCCUACCACCAAUCAUGACUGAAUCAACGUUCCUACAAACUAGCUAGCUAAUCGAAAGUCUCUGACUUCAGCACAACGUAACAGACUCAAAUGCAACUCUAAAACAUGAAUUGACUCUAACAGACACGAGUUAAACUUUCAAUGACCAAAAGAACACAGCUUUAACUUGAUUGAAUUUGAAUCUCUGUCUUCCUUCGCGCCAAGUCUUCCUCUCCUUCACUAAUUCGGAUUCGAACCUCCUUCCAACUUCCAAGUUCCAACAUCCUCCCUGAACUGAAGAUUCCUUCUUCUUCUUCUUCAGUUCAUCUUCUUCUUCUUUCGGAACAUCAUCAGCAUCACAGACUCCCAUCCUUUCUCACAUCAAUUCAAACACUUCCAACUUCAGUGCAUUUGUCAUCACUUUAGCUACUUGCUCACCAGUUAUCACAUUAAUAUGUUUGGAUAUGCCAUGAACGACUGUAAUUCCUUAAAGAGUUUUAUUGCAGAGCUAUUAUCCCAUUAUAUCUUGGCUCCAUUCUCAACACUGUUCUUCCGUCUCAUUUGAUUUAUGUAUUUGAAAAUAAGUAAAUAUAUAGUAAUGACAUUAUGUAUUUGAAAUUAAGUUACAAAUCUGUUGUCAAACUUUGUCCUCAUUAGAUUAUAUGUAUGUAUUUUAAAUUGUGUACAAAAUGGGAUAAAACGAGCUAAUCCAA
Messenger RNA from Linum trigynum, 4914 nucleotides. NCBI's taxonomy places the organism in Eukaryota, Viridiplantae, Streptophyta, Magnoliopsida, Malpighiales, Linaceae. The record is from the annotation of a GenBank genome assembly.